Messenger RNA from Hippocampus comes (tiger tail seahorse), 1645 nucleotides. Its product is annotated as protein FAM46A-like. The transcript has 3 exons. Gene Ontology annotation, biological process: mRNA stabilization. The record is from RefSeq and is a predicted model, not a curated record. The coding region runs from base 944 to 1645 and encodes 233 amino acids. NCBI's taxonomy places the organism in Eukaryota, Metazoa, Chordata, Actinopteri, Syngnathiformes, Syngnathidae. Gene Ontology annotation, molecular function: poly(A) RNA polymerase activity; RNA binding.
UGUCAUUUUAUUAGAUCACUAACUUGGCAUUUGAGCAGGGGUGUGUGGACUUUUUAUAUCCACUGCAUUUAUUCCACAAACGAUAUAUCGUCAUAGGCAGACCAAUUAAUUAAAUGCGCUUUGGAGUGGCUGAGUUGUGUCUGGUGGUUUGCCGAGAAACUUUUUCCUUGGUGAAAUAUAAUGUGGCUUCGGUAUACUGUACUGCUCGAGUCAGUGGCAAGUCCCGCCCCCCUGUUCCCCCAGCCUGGAGAUGCCGCCUGUCAAUCAACGCGAAACCAGCCCCGCCCACCUUCUCCCCCUCUGACAGUCAGACGGGAAGCCGGCCACAGACUCGCCCUUUACAGCUGUGCGACUUCAAACUCGAUGACAUCACGCGCUGUCGGCGACGGACGAAGGGGGCAAAAUGCGAGUGCUCGGAAGACAUUACGCCGCUGGAUAAAAGUAGGUGCGAGAAGGCUGCAAAGUUGUUUUCACUCUCGUUGAGACGCGUGCGCAAAAAAAAAGUGCGCGGUAAAAGGACUGUCGGGAGAACGUUUGGACACCAUGGUGGAUUAAAAGCGGAUACAAAAGUGCGAUUUGACAGCUCAAAAGACGCGUUGUUGUUGUUGUUUGCACGUUGCGACGCGUGUGUUUUAAGUCCACCGGAGCUUUGACUCGACGUCAUAGACAAGUCGGCGGACUGAAAGUGGAGACACGGAGGGGCAGUUGUGUCGUUGAUGCCGACCCAGUUUGCGAGGCGGUGCGCGGUGACUAAUAAGCCACACACAGGUCCAAGCGGCUGCUGAAUUGAAUUUGUCUGGAGAGUGCAGAAGCGCAAGUAACGAGAAGCAUAUUUGACUUCGCUCUGCCGUAUGCGCGCGAGAGACGGAUUUUGAAGUUGCCGCGGCAACUCUUGCGGGACUUUGAAAAAAAAAAAGUUUUUGGACAAGGAAUUCAAUUGAGGAUGGGUGACCAUGCGGACGGCGGGGAGAACGUGAACCUGAGUGUGCUCAACUGGGAGCAAGUGCAGCGUCUGGAUGCCAUUCUGGCCGGCUCCAUCCCCAUCCACGGCCGCUGGAGCUUCCCCACGCUGGAGGUGAAGCCGCGCGACAUCGUCAAAGCGGUCCGCAGCCGAAUGGAGCAAACGCACAUUCGCGUCCGCGAAGUGCGGCUCAACGGUUCGGCGGCCAGCUACGUGCUACACGAGGACAGCGGACUGGGGUGGAAUGACCUGGACCUCAUCUUCUGCGCCGAGCUCAAGGGGGAGAAAGAAUUCCAGAUCGUCAAAGAUUUGGUGCUGGACUGCCUGCUGGACUUAUUGCCCGAGGAAGUGAACAAGGAGAGAAUCACGCCCUUGACGCUAAAGGAGGCCUACGUGCAAAAGAUGGUGAAAGUGUGCAAUGACACGGACCGCUGGAGCCUCAUCUCGCUGUACAACAACCGCGGCAAGAACGUGGAGCUCAAAUUCGUGGACUCCCUGCGGCGGCAGUUCGAGUUCAGCGUGGAUUCCUUCCAGAUCCGCCUGGACUCGCUGCUACUCUUCUACGAGUGCUCGGAGCACCCGAUGACCGUCCAGCCCCUCUUCGCUUGCCCACCCUCGCCGCCCCACCACUACACGCCCCCCUCGCAGCAUCCCAUGCACGCCACCUGGCUGCCCUGUAACUAG